Folsomia candida is the source of this 5376-nucleotide messenger RNA. RefSeq names its product lateral signaling target protein 2 homolog. Gene Ontology annotation, cellular component: early endosome membrane. Gene Ontology annotation, molecular function: metal ion binding. The transcript has 10 exons. Lineage: Eukaryota; Metazoa; Arthropoda; Collembola; Entomobryomorpha; Isotomidae. The record is from RefSeq and is a predicted model, not a curated record. The coding region runs from base 1128 to 3797 and encodes 889 amino acids.
UUCAUGUCGAGAAUCUAUCGCUAUUGGUACGUGAGAGAGUGAGUAUCUCAUCGUAAGAGAGAAGAGAAUCAUGCACAUUAAGAAAUGAGAGGAGAGAGAGCCGAGUUAAGAAGCUAUUAAGCUGCUCCUUCUCAUCUUGUUAAAUGAGCACAGACUUAAAACAUUACAAUUCUCUGCGUUAAGACGAAGGAGAAAUAAUUGUGAAAAAGCAUUGCAAAGUUCGUUAAGUGGCCCUCCUCCUCCUCCUCCCAAGCAACUAACUGACUUGCCCUCAAGGCCCCGUCUGACUACUUACUUACAUACAUUACCAUGUCGUCAACUAGCAUCAUCGUCGUCGUCGUCGUCAUAUCCCCUCCGUAACAAAUCCACAUUAACUAACAGACUUUGUUGUAACAUUAAAAACAUUAACUGAAGGAGGAACGACGAGACGAAGGAGAGAAGGUUGGCAAAUAUUGUUGAAAGUUAUUUGCUCUAUUACUGUGAAAAAUCUUUAUUUCUUAAAAGAAUUAAGGAGAUUUGGAGAAAGAAAAAUGAAGAAUCUUACUGGAACUUUUUGAAACUUGAGUUGUUACACGGACACAAAAUCUCCGUUACAACGAGAAAAUAUUUAAAAAAUAACAAGUUUACCGUUGUGCAGAAAAAAAAUAACGAAGAUUACUUUACCCUACCCAGAGAGAGAAUUAAGUAGAUUUAAAUAAAUAUUAUAGAGAUUUUUGUGUAUUAAGAAACAACAAUUCUUCAACGAUACAAGAUUCUUCUCAGAACUAAUUUAAACUACAAACAAAUAUACCACUAAAAAAUAUCGAGCUUCUUAGAAAACAUUUUGAAAGCUUACAAAACAAAAAGUAUUAUUAAGAAACGGGAGAAUUUUACCAAGAAAUUAUUCAAAUACAACAACAAAUUAUGUACUUUUCCGUAAGAAAUAACUGCUAAUCAAGUCGAAAUGUUUUAAAUGAGUGUGAACAAGGAGCAAGGAGAAGUUGUAAUACUUGAUAAUCCAUUAAAAAAGACGACGAGGACUAUAAACUUGGUGAAGAUUAAUUAGGAUUUAACUAUAAAAAACAACAAGGCGACAACCGUGCUCAAAUCGAGAGAGAUCCUUCAUCGUCAUAAAAACGAUUUCGAAGAUGAAUUCCAUCCGGAAGUGGUUGUACAAACCAAAGAAAACAGACCAAAGUCUGCUGGCCCAGUUCUUCUAUGCGGACGAAGACCUGAACACUGUUUCAGCCGAGUUGGACUCGUUUGACGGAAGGAAGGAUCCGGACAGAUGUACGGCUCUGGUCAAUCAUCUCAGACAGUGUCAGGACAAGGUGCUGAGCAUUUGCCAAAUGAUAAUGGAUGAAGUGAUCCCUGAAGAACGGGCUCCUCGCGACUUUCGAGCCAAAUUUCCGGAUGAUGUUCUUCAGGAAAAUCUAGCCGGACAGUUGUGGUUUGGAGCUGAGUGCCUCUCUGCUGGGUCAAACAUCUUAAAUCGAGAGUUGGAAUCUGCUUCGAUGCGUCCCUUGGCCAAAGCCCUAACGAAAAGUUUGGAGAACGUGAGAAAUCUUUUGAGGGAGCAAUGUUUCCGAAAUCCUCCCGAAUUUACGGAAAAGAUUUGCGAAUCUUUGAAAAUUUUGGACCGUCUUUUUGCCGAGUUUGAACUCUCGUACGUCUCCGCCAUGGUCCCUGUCAAAUCCGUGAUCGAGUAUGAAGCCCAACAGGCAAUCACAGUUUUAUUCUCGGAAACUCUACAAAGAGCCUUGAAGCUAGGGCUGCUAAGUCAAGACCAAGUAGAUUCCUGCGACCCAGCCUUGAUGUUCACAAUACCACGACUCGCCAUCGUGUCGGGUCUCCUCAUUUUCCCGUCUGGACCUUUAUGUCUGGAUCAAACCGAGUUACUGUCCGACAUGUUCCGUCCAUUUCGUUCCCUGUUGCUUAAAAUUCGUGAACUUCUUUGGACCAUGAACCGCUCGGAGUUGGGUGCUUUGGAAAGGUCACUCUGUUCCGUCGAAGAAACCUUUAUGGAACCUUCGCCUUCCGACCUGGUAGAAGAAGAACACGUUUUAAACAAUCGAAAUAAUUUCACAUCUGCCGGAAGCACAAUGACGACAACAACAACGACGGAUGAGGAAGCCAUUUCUAACCUGAGGAACCAUGCCGUGAGUGGAGGUCACCAACAUAACAUUCAUUUUCAUCAUAACCACUAUCACGAUGAACCGCAAUUGUCGUCAUCAUCUGGCGGUGGGGGUGCCGUUCCACUCGCAUCCAUUCAAGACUACCUCGACCAAUUCUACAAAGAUUUUCCCCAGUGCAAAGACUUUAUCUCGGACCUCACCCAUAACAAUUCGAGUAGUAGUCCAGGUCCGGAAGAAGGAGGAGAUGUUGAUUCCACUACAGAACAGACGACGAUGACAACUUCUUCUUCGACAACCUGUGCCAAAGAACUGACAAUGCUGGGAGGAGUAGAGACUGAAAGUAAGGAUGAAGGAGGGAGUGGCUCGGGUACCAUGGCCACCACUCGUCUCCAGUAUUCCUCACUUAUUGACCAACAAUCCACAAAUCCUGGAAUGGCCGUUCCACCAACAUUACUAGGGUCCAAGGAUGAAGACCAACUUCAACUCCUCGCCCCAGAGUUUGAUCCCGCACUCCCAGCCUCAACAUCAACCUCACUUCCGUCCCCGUCCUCAAUCCCAAAAACAUCAUCCAAGCAGGGAUCCUUACUUUUCACUGACUCAUUUGCUCCAGCACAACAAGCAACAAUGCCAUCAGAAGAGUGGGACCAUGUCGAGGUGGGAGAGACUGAAGGGACGGGGACACAAAAGAGUACUUCUUCUUCGACGGAAGUGGAAGAUUUAGUGGGUCCUUCUCAUACUACGAACAAACAACCAGUUUCUAGCUCAAGCAGAGAUUCUGGUCUGAGCAGUAUGACAGACUCUUCAUCAGAAGGGGUAUUUUCUCAUCCAGCUGAUGAUAUUGAGGAGGAAAGCACUAACAACAUUCCAAUCUCGUCGAGUGAAGAAAACCCAAUGAUGGAUAGAGAUGGUUACCCAAGUGGUGAAUGUUCCUCAAGUGAUAAAACAAGCUGUGAAGUUCCUCCCAGUGAUUGGGUAGAGUGGAAAGAUGACAUGGAAAUUGCACUGGCUAUGCAAGCUGCAGAAAUCGCGUCACGAAAUGAAGUCCGUGCAAGGUUCAAGAACAGCUCAGACCUAAUUCACCGUCUCUUUAUUUGUAUCUCUGGUGUCGCGGACCAACUGCAAACAAAUUAUGCAGCAGAUUUAAGAUCCACUCUUAAAUGUGUCUUCGCCAUGAAUGCCACACCCUCCGAGUUUGAAGAGGAGAAUGAAGAAAGCAGCUUGGAGGACGGAAGUUGUGGGGAUACUUCAGGAUUAGAUGUCACACCAGAGCCUUCACUGGAUGAAGAACAUUCCAACUCUGCUGAAGGGAUGAGUUACUCUCACUCACAUCACAACCACCACCACAAUGACCUCACGCAAAAUCACCAUCACCACAAUCAUCACCUUCAUCAAAAUAGUCAUGAGGAUCGGUCUGGAGAACAUUCCAAUGUUGUAAUGGCUGCACCACCGCCCACAUGGGUCCCGGAUGAGCUCGCUCCUACAUGUAUGUCCUGUUCGGCAGCCUUCACCGUGGUCCGACGGAGGCAUCAUUGUCGUAAUUGUGGAAAGGUCUUUUGUGGGAAGUGCAGUGGAAACUCAGUUCCUCUGCCGAGAUACGGUCACCUCAAGCCUGUGCGAGUCUGCAAUCGGUGCUUCAUGUACAGCGUUACACCCUUCACUCUCCCAGCCUCUGCUGACUCUUGAAAGCCAGCACAACUUGUAUUGCCUAGUUCUUUUUUUACCAAGAUUGGUUUAUUUAAUUAAAUCCCAGUUAAUCACUCAAGUCAUCAACACAACUUAUAUUUAAACACAGUCAACGCAACUUUCAAAGGACUUUUGUAAUAUUAUUUGCUUGAUAUUUUACACAAAUAGUACAGAUACACGACAAAUAUUUUCGGCCUUAUGUAUUGUAAUCUUAUUUCGUUGUUAUUAUAUUAUUAUUACACUUUUGCGGGGGGAAAUUUACAAUUACAAAAUUAAAUUUUACAUACAUACGUCCAUCCUACGUAUAUCCUAUAUAUAUAUACCACCACCGGUUUAUUUUUUGUCACGCGUGAGAUACUAGCCCCCCAAAAGUGUUAAAUUGUCCAAAACAUAAUGGUUGUACUGUUAUUAUUUAUUACAAUUAUUAUUAAUUUCGCUCAUCAUCUUUUACAACAUUUUCACUUUAAAUGCCCAAUAUACAAACUUUAUCUCGACCACAUGCGAAGAAGGAGGAGAGAAAAACAGUGUGAUGCUACAUAUAUAAUUAACAAAUAUUAUUUUUAAAAGUGUUUAGCAUUCAAAGUCGCAGUCAAAGAGUGCUUGAUUCAUCAUCACAUAUAGAGAAAAUUAUUGAGAUUCGAUUUAGAAGAGAUGUUCUAUAUAUGACUACGUAAAAAUGGUUAUGUAUUAUUGCUUACUAUGUACUACUACAUCAUUAAAACUAUGAAAUUUGACUCUAUAUGAUGAUUAUAUAAGAAAUUAUUACUGUUAAAAUCAUUUACUGAUGACUACAGACACACCUGUGUUGUGAAAUGACAAUUGAACAAUUACAUAUAGAUAUAUACAUAAUACUUAUGUGAUUUUGUGAUGUAAUUUAAUUUUAAUUUUGAAAAAUAUUAUCGUUCAUUGAUUAAAAGUUACUGUCAAUUGUUAAUUGAAAGGGAUAAAAAAUGAGAUUCAUUAUUAUUUUUCGGCAUAUUAUGAAAUGAAAUGAAUUGAUUGAUUUAUUGAUUUAUUAUUACAAUUAUUUGAUUUCUGACUUGAUUCAAUUUGUGUAAUUCAUAAAAGAAACUUACUCAACAAAUUGAAAUUAUACAAAAACAAAUGAUAAAAUAUAAGAUCAAUGUCAAUUAGUUAAUGUUUAUGAGGGAUCUUGAGCCUAGUCUUUUGCCCUAAAGUUUUAUUUUAUACAAGUAAAUGUUGUCUCAUAGUUAAUGAUAUGAUGAUGAGUAAAAAAAAAACACAACUGGGUAAUUAAAUUAUGAUUACGCUAGUCUGCUAUUCGACUACUUUUUCAUCUCGAUAGUUAAAGCCCUGGAUGCCCAGCGAACAGCAUAUAUUAUUAUUACACAUAGUUAAUUACUGAAUGCUAUAUUAAAUAUCUUUUCGUUCGUGGACGUAGCUCGAAGUUGUGGUUGCUACACAUUAUGGUUACACAUGAAAUGAAACUGAUGAUGAUUAUCUCUAUGUAUAAUCAAUUGAGUACCUUAUUUAGCUAUUUUCAAAAAUAUAUGUAUUGUAAAUAAUGCGUACCGACGCUAUCGCUAUGUGUGGAAAAAUAAAAAUAUACGUUUCGAAA